GAAAGUAGAAGUUGUGUUUUGCAAAGAAAGCAUGAAACCUACUAAUAGGUACCCGUCCAUUCAAAGAAGCUAAGACCAGUACAAAAAGAAGCAUCUGUCCGUUAGUGGACUUUUUUAUCUCCUUUAAUUUGUUCUAUGCGCACACUAAAAUAAAAAGUGAGAGAAGAAAGAAGAAAGAAAGAAAGAUGUUCCGUAGUGCAAAAAUGACAACAAAGAAGAUAGAGGGGGAGGUGGUUUUGAUGAGGAAGAAUGUUUUGGAUUUGAAUGACCUGAGCGCCUCAAUCGCCGAUGAUUUCUCUGAUUUUCUUGGCCAUAAGGUCUCCAUACACCUCAUUUCUUCCGCUCCCACACCUGCCUCAUCACCUAGUGAUCCUACAAAUGGAUCGAAAGAAGAACUCGGCAAGACGGGUUACUUGGAGAACUGGGUGCUCAACAACGCUCUUUUGGCCGACGGCGAGUCGGCAUUCCGUGUUUCCUUCGACUGGACUGAAGAUCUUGGGGUUCCGGGAGCAUUCAUCAUCAAGAACAAUCAUCACAACGAGUUCUACCUCAAAACCCUAACCCUAGAAGAUGUUCCCAAUCACGGCGAUGUCCAUUUCGUAUGCUUCUCCUGGGUUUAUCCGGCCAGCAAGUACCACUACGACCGCGUCUUCUUCGCGAACCAGGCGUAUCUACCUAGCCAAAUGCCUGCGCCAUUGAAGCAAUAUAGAGAUCAGGAAUUAGUGAACUUGAGAGGAACAGGAAGUGGUCAGCUUAGGGAAUGGGAUAGGGUGUAUGACUAUGCUUAUUACAAUGACCUCAGUGAGCCCGACAAAGGUCUCGAAUAUGUUCGGCCAGUCUUGGGUGGGAAUUCGAAGUAUCCUUAUCCCCGACGAGGAAGGACUGGCAGAGCACCAACUAAAACUGAUCCUAAUACUGAGAGCAGAGUUCCACUGAUUCACAGCUUAGAUCUCUAUGUGCCAAGAGAUGAGAAAUUCGGAUACUUGAAAUUAGCAGAUGCUCUUGCUUAUGCAUUCAAAUUUCUUGCUCAGUUCCUUCACCCUGAAUUUAAGUCUCUGUUUGAUUCCUCUCCAAAUGAGUUUGACAGCUUUCAAGAUAUACUUAACCUAUAUGAAGGAGGUAUCAAGCUGCCGCAAGGUCACUUGCACAAAGUCAUCACUGAUCACAUUCCCAUUGAAAUGCUGAAAGAAGUUCUCCGGAGUGAUGGGGAGGGACUCUUUAAAUUCCCGACCCCUUUUAUUAUUCAAGAGGAUAAAACUGCAUGGAGAUCGGAUGAAGAAUUUGGAAGACAAAUGCUGGCUGGAACGAACCCUGUUAUUAUUUGUCAGCUACAAGAGUUCCCGCCAAAAAGCAAACUAGACCCUAAAGUUUACGGAGAUCACACCAGUAAGAUUACGAGGGAGCACAUCCAAAAGAACCUAGGUGGUUUUUCAGUCGAGGAGGCAAUCAACAAUAAGCGGCUAUUCAUAGUGAACUACCAUGACAUGCUUAUGCCAUACUUGAGGUGCAUAAAUGAAACAAAUAACAAGGUAUACGCCUCAAGAACUCUGUUCUUUUUGCAAACUGAUGGAACUUUGAAGCCAGUAGCAAUUGAGCUCAGCUUGCCACAUUCACUUGGAGAUAAAUUUGGUCUUGAUAGCAAAGUGUACAUCCCAUCUGGACAUGGGGUUGAAAAUGGGUUGUGGCAAUUGGCUAAAGCUUAUGUUAAUGUGAAUGAUUCAGGUGUUCAUCAGGUGAUCAGCCACUGGCUGAACACGCACGCAGUAAUUGAACCGUUUGUGAUUGCAACAAAUAGACAAUUGAGUGUGCUUCACCCGAUAUAUAAGCUUCUGCAUCCCCAUUUCCGUGACACAAUGGCUAUAAAUUCUCUGUCUCGGCAAAUCUUGCUUAAUGCUGAUGGAAUUUUUGAGAAAACACUAUUCCCUGACAGAUACUCAUUGGAAAUGUCUGCUGCUGUCUACGGGGACUGGGACUUCACUAGCAAAGCUCUCCCAACUGACCUUGUUAAGAGAGGUGUUGCUGUUGAGGACUCAAGCUCCCCACACGGUGUUCGCCUACUGAUAGAAGAUUAUCCAUUUGCAGUUGAUGGUCUAGAGAUAUGGUCAUCUAUCAAAACAUGGGUGGAUGAAUACUGCAAGAUCUAUUACAAAUCAAACGACCUUGUUCAGAAUGAUGUUGAACUCCAAGGUUGGUGGAAGGAACUGAGAGAGGAAGGACACGGUGAUUUGAAAGACAUGCCAUGGUGGCCUAAAAUGCAGACAGUCCAGGAGUUGAUCGACUCAUGCACUACUAUUAUCUGGACAGCCUCUGCUCUUCACGCAGCUAUCAACUUCGGACAAUACCCUUAUGCGGGUUAUCCCCCUAAUCACCCUGCAAUAAGCCAAAGAUUCAUGCCCGAGCCUGGAUCUGCUGACUAUAAGGAGCUUGAGGUUGACCCAGACAAGGUUUUCCUCAAAACCAUCACCCCUCAGCUGCAGGCAUUGCUUGGCAUUUCCCUUAUUGAAGUUCUGUCAAGGCACACUUCAGAUGAGGUGUACCUAGGGCAAAGAGAGUCCCCUGAGUGGACAAAAGACCAGGAAGCACUUGAUGCAUUUGCACGAUUUGGGAAGAAGCUUCGGGAUAUUGAGGAUCACAUAUAUAAAAUGAACAGAGAGGGGAAACGGAGGAAUAGGACCGGACCUGUGAAAAUGCCUUACACCUUACUCGUGCCUACAAGUGAACCCGGUCUCACUGGCAAAGGUAUUCCCAACAGUGUCUCCAUAUAGAGCUUCUUCAAUUAUGUGUGUAUGACCACUCUUGAAUGGUCUAUAUGUGUGCUAGCUUUAUUUUAAAUAAAUUUGUCCCGUGAAAGCAGUGACGUGUUUGUGAAGAAUGCAAGUGAAGAAUAAAAUUAUCUCUGAACGAGUAAAAAACCUCAAAUGGA
Cuscuta campestris is the source of this 2923-nucleotide messenger RNA. The record is from the annotation of a GenBank genome assembly. NCBI's taxonomy places the organism in Eukaryota, Viridiplantae, Streptophyta, Magnoliopsida, Solanales, Convolvulaceae.